AUGCCCGUAGGACCACGCCAGCAACCUACUGAGGUCAGUAACCAAGCAAGCAAAAGAGGCAAAGACAAGACAAGACAAGACAGGGCGAGAUACCCACUGCGCAAUCUCGAUAAUAAGACGGGACUUGCAUCACCGCAACUUAAACCCCGAGAAGCUCUCCCUACAGCUUCAGCUCCCAACAUCCACGCCGCCGACGCAGCUGUCUCUUGCUUAAUUCUUCUCAAAAGACGGAUCUCACGUUUCACCCUUUCUUCAACACAAUCAUCGAUUUGCGAUACCUUUUACGCAUACACAGCGCCGACCAUGGAGAAUUACCAGAAGCUGGAAAAGAUUGGUGAAGGCACAUACGGUGUCGUGUACAAGGCUCGAGACCUCGCCAAUGGCGGUCGAAUUGUCGCCCUAAAGAAGAUUCGCCUUGAAGCUGAAGAUGAAGGCGUCCCAAGUACCGCCAUUCGCGAAAUUUCCCUCCUCAAGGAAAUGCGAGACCCCAACAUUGUCCGUCUGUUCAAUAUUGUUCACUCAGAUGGUCACAAACUAUAUCUCGUUUUUGAGUUCCUCGACCUCGAUCUCAAGAAGUACAUGGAAUCUCUUCCCGUAAGCGAUGGCGGUCGAGGCAAGGCCUUGCCCGAUGGUACAUCGCCGCACUUGCAACAUCUUGGCCUCGGCGACAUGGUCGUUCGCAAGUUCAUGUACCAGCUUUGUGAUGGUGUCAAGUACUGUCAUUCCCGCCGGGUCCUCCACCGUGAUCUCAAGCCACAGAACCUUCUAAUCGACAAGGAGGGUAACCUCAAACUCGCCGAUUUUGGUCUUGCUCGCGCUUUUGGCGUGCCUCUGCGCACAUACACUCACGAAGUUGUCACUCUUUGGUAUCGAUCCCCUGAAAUUCUACUGGGAGGCCGUCAAUACUCGACUGGCGUGGACAUGUGGUCCGUUGGCUGCAUCUUUGCCGAGAUGUGCACACGCAAGCCUCUUUUCCCCGGUGACUCUGAAAUUGAUGAAAUCUUCAAGAUCUUCCGCACUCUCGGUACACCCUCUGAAGACAUCUGGCCAGGUGUCACAUCUUACCCAGACUUCAAGGCAUCCUUCCCCAAGUGGCAGCGUGACUACAGUAACUCUCUGUGCAGCACUCUUGAUGAACACGGUCUAGAAUUGCUUGAGAUGAUGUUGGUGUAUGACCCAGCAAACCGUAUCUCGGCUAAGGGAGCUUUCAACCACCCCUAUUUUGAGCCGUACCUGGCACAGAAGCAGGCAUCUGCUCAGACGAAUGGCUAUUAUCACUAG
Messenger RNA from Fusarium venenatum, 1281 nucleotides. Its product is annotated as cell division control protein 2. Gene Ontology annotation, biological process: regulation of gene expression; regulation of G2/M transition of mitotic cell cycle; signal transduction. Gene Ontology annotation, cellular component: cyclin-dependent protein kinase holoenzyme complex; nucleus; cytoplasm. Gene Ontology annotation, molecular function: cyclin binding; ATP binding; cyclin-dependent protein serine/threonine kinase activity. NCBI's taxonomy places the organism in Eukaryota, Fungi, Ascomycota, Sordariomycetes, Hypocreales, Nectriaceae. The record is from RefSeq and is a predicted model, not a curated record.